This is a messenger RNA of Drosophila kikkawai, 5976 nucleotides long. RefSeq names its product aminopeptidase N. NCBI's taxonomy places the organism in Eukaryota, Metazoa, Arthropoda, Insecta, Diptera, Drosophilidae. Gene Ontology annotation, biological process: peptide catabolic process; proteolysis. Gene Ontology annotation, molecular function: metalloaminopeptidase activity; peptide binding; zinc ion binding. Gene Ontology annotation, cellular component: cytoplasm. The record is from RefSeq and is a predicted model, not a curated record.
CGAGCAGAUACUGCCUUCGAUCCGAAACGUAUUCCGUAUCACCAUGAUCACGCCGGCAGCGUUUUCGUGUGCUUUUCUCUUCUUACUGGCCCCGAUGGUCAGGGGAUCCCUGCCAGGUCGGGAUCGCCCAUCUCUGCGACUGCCCAACGAGACCUAUCCGCUGCUCUACCGCUUGCACAUCUCCAGCGACAUCCACCAGGGCACUCUCUUAUUCAGCGGAAAUGCCACCAUUGACGUAGCCAUACGGCAGUCGACGAACGAGAUAGUGCUGCACGCCAAGAACCUGACCGACAUCCAGAUUACGGUGCGCCAGCUGACCGGCAACGAAGUCGAAGGGGGCUGGGAGAUCGUGGACGAUCUGACCCACACUGUGAACCAGGACGCGGCCUUCCUUAUUAUCCAUCCGAGGGAGAACUACCAGGCCUUUGAGGCUGGCCAGCGUUACCGCCUCGAGAUACUGUACACAGCUAUUAUGAAGUCAAAGCCCAUGGGGCUCUACUAUAUGGAUUACAAAGAUGAGCAGAGUAAUCGGACUGUAUAUGUAGCUGCCACCCAAUCGGAGCCCACCUAUGCCCGCCUAAUCUUUCCCUGUUAUGAUGAGCCUGGAUUCAAGUCCAACUUCAGCAUAAAACUCACACAUGGCAGCAGUCACUCGGCCAUAUCCAAUAUGCCAGUCAAGGAAGUCGUGACUCACGGCGACUUGACAACGACAUUGUUUUAUCCCACCCCACCCAUGUCCACCUAUUUGGUGGCCUUUGUCAUCUCCAAUUUCGAUAGUAUUUCGGAGACCUUUAGAGGAGUCACUCAGAGCAUUUAUUCCUCGCCGAGCACCAAGGAGAAGGGCCAGAGUGCUUUGAAGAAUGCUGUGAGAACAGUGGCUGCCUUCGAGGAUUACUUUGGCGUAUCCUAUCCGCUCCAGAAGCUGGAUCAUGUGGCACUGAAGAAGAACUAUGGGGCGGCCAUGGAGAACUGGGGACUGAUCACCUUCAAGGAGGCGAAUCUGCUGCAGCAGGACUCAGAGGAUUUGCACAAGCGGGUGAUGGAUAAGAUUACACAGAACCAUGAGAUUGCCCAUCAGUGGUUCGGGAACUUGGUAUCACCCGAGUGGUGGACCUAUGCCUGGAUGAACGAGGGAUUUGCCACGUACUUUAGCUAUGUGAUUACUGAUUUGCUCUAUCCCGAGGACAAGGUGAUGGACAUAUUCGUGGCCGAUGAGGCCGAUCGUGCCUACAGCUACAACAGCUUCUUCGAUGUCCGUCCCAUGUCCUCGUACGUGGAGAAGGAGAAGGACAUCAUGGCGGCCUUCGACAUCAUCACCUACAAACGCGCAGCCUGCGUCAUCAAGAUGUUUCACCACGCCUUCCGUCAGAAGAUAUUUGUCCGCGCCAUCAGCCGCUUCCUGGAGAAAUAUCGUUACACGGUGGCCAACGAGCUGGAUCUCUUUGAUGCACUGCAGGCGGAACUGCAGGAGGACGAGUACUUCUCCCAUCAGGUGUGGGCAUCAAAGAUAAGAGACAUAAUGCUGUCCUGGACGCACAGCGAGUGGAUGCCCAUAGUAGUGGUCACAAGGAACUUUGAGAAUAACUCCAUUACCUUUAGCCAAAGAUCGAUACACUCCAAGGACGAGCUGUGGUGGAUUCCCCUCAACUUUGCGACGGCCCAGGCGCCCAGCUUUGAGGACACCCAGGUGGAUUUCUUUAUGCCACCGCAGUCGCAGUAUUCGGUGACGCUGGAGGAUCUUAAAAUGCAGCUCGGAGGCCGGGACUGGAUCAUAGUGAACAAGCAGCAGACGGGCUUCUACCAUGUCCACUAUGACACGGACAAUCUUAGGGCCAUUGCCCGCCAGCUGCAGACGAACCACACGCUUAUCCACCCAGUAAAUAGGGCCGCCCUCUUCCGGGACUUGAAGCCCCUUAUCGAGCACAACGAGAUUGAGCAGGUGGACGUGCUCUUUGAGAUGCUCAAAUACCUGGAGUUCGAAGAGGAUAUGCUGCCGUGGAACCAGGUGGCCGACACCAUUGAAUUCUUGCGGCGCAACCUGUUCGGCACCGCCUCGGAGAAACUGUUUAAUGAGUUUGUGCGCCGCCUGGUCAAUCCCAUCUUCCGGCGCCUGUAUCUAGAUCCGGCAACGGAGCAUGUCUCGAAUAGCGCCCUGGACGCCGGCCAGGUGAUUGUGCAGAUGGCCUGUCUGGCCGAUUCCCAGGAAUGCCUGGAGUACACCCGCCGGCUGACCAAGGAGUACAUCUUUAAGAAGAUCAACUUGACCAACGACUGGGACUACUAUGCCACGUACGACACGGUUCUGUGCAUGGGCGUUAGGUACCUGAGCGACCGGGACUUUUAUGCGGUCAUCGACAUGAUGCAGGCCGCCGACAGGAACACGGUGUACUAUGAUGACAUGAUCUACUCCCUGCGCUGCACCCAGAGCCAUCGUCACCUGCUGUACUACCUGGAGGUGCUGCUGGGCGAGAACUCCACGCAUUGGAUCCUCAGUGAUCCCGAGGCCAUGAUGUAUCUGUCUUAUGUUUACAAAUCCAAUCUGGCGGCUAGGCCGGUCAUCUGGCAGUACAUCGAUCGCAACUACAAGCUGCUCUGCCGGUCGCCCAACUUUGUGGAGAUCUUCAAUCAGAUUGCAGAGUUUGUGCCCAGGCAACAGAGGCCUCAGUUUGAGCGACUGCGCCAGGCCAUUGCCAGCCACAUGGACUUGGAGUCGCCUAGCACCAGCAAGCAGCUCAUCGAGUCCAACUCCCCGCUGGUGGGCAAGAAGGGAAAGAUUGCGGAAAACUUCCUGGACAAGUUCCAGCAGCAGAUUUACAGCUGGCUGAUAAGCGAGGUCCCUCCAGAGACCGCCAAAAGCGAUGCUAUACUGGCUGCAUCGCUAAGCGUGGCCAAUGGCUCCAGCCGGCCGCAAGGAAUCCUCAAGGAUGCCACUCGAGUAGUGCGGAGUGCGUUGCGGUCAAUAGAUUCAUCCCGGCGGACUGCGGCGGCCGUUCAAUACGAAAAAAGCCAAACAGCCAACAUGGCUAGGUGGCUGCUAAACUCGUGUGUCCUGCUGCUCUUGGCAGUGAGCAGCCUGCAGGCGCGCCUGAUCCUGCCACAGUCCCUGGACGUCGACGGUAUCCAGCUGGAAACAAAGGGAGCCGAAGCCCUCCACUACGCCAGUGUUAGUCCCCGCGUGGACGACAAUAGUGAGGGAAACUACCGGUUACCUAACACCACGGCCCCCGAGGCCUACGACGUCGAGCUCUGGACUAAUGUGCACAGUGGACUCAGGGAGUUCAAUGGCACCGUCAAGAUCGACCUUCAGGUACUAGAGGAGACCAAGGAAAUCAGGCUGCACUAUCGCCAGACCUGGAACUUCACGGCCGAGAUUAUCAGCCGCGAUCUGGCCCAGCCCGUGGUGAUUCCUCUUACGUUUACCAAUGAGAGCACACGCGAGUUCCUUACCUUUACGCCGGAGGACACCGCGUUGUCCUUUGCGGCCAACACCAACUGGACUUUGACCAUCAACUAUACCGGCAUUCUGCGUACCGACAUGGGCGGCUUCUACUACUCCAGCUAUACGGACGACGAUGGCACGGUCCACUACCUGGCCACCACUCAGUUCGAGAGCACCAAUGCCAGGCAUGCAUUCCCCUGCUAUGAUGAGCCCGCCAGGAGAGCCACCUUCAACAUUACCAUUCACCAUGAUUCCAGCUACACGGCUGUCAGUAAUAUGCCUGUGAAUGAGACAAAAUCCAGCUCUGGUGUCACCGCUUUCCAGACCACGCCCAAGAUGUCCACCUACCUCAUAGCCUUCAUCGUUUCCGAUUUCGAGUCCACUACGGGCGAGCUUAAUGGCCUGCGGCAGCGUGUCUUCUCGCGGAAAGGCAAGCAGGAUCAGCAAGAAUGGGCUCUAUGGUCUGGUCUGGUUGUGGAAGCCAGUCUGGCCGGUUACUUUGGUGUACCUUUCGCCCUGCCCAAGCUAGAUCAGGCUGGCAUACCCGACUUCUCUGCCGGAGCUAUGGAGAACUGGGGCCUGGCCACCUAUCGCGAGCAGUACAUGUGGUGGAACAAGGAAAACUCCACGAUUAACCUGAAGACGAGCAUCUCCAACAUCAUUGGACACGAGUACGCGCACAUGUGGUUUGGCGAUCUGGUGUCUGUGAAAUGGUGGACUUAUCUGUGGCUCAAGGAGGGCUUCGCCACUCUCUUCUCCUACGAAUCGAACGACAUUGCCUUCCCCGAGUGGGACACUUAUCAGAUCUACCAUGUGCAGGACUAUAAUAGUGCCCUGCUGAACGAUGCACUGACCAGCGCCGUGCCCAUGACUCACUAUGUGCAGACGCCUUCCGAGAUCUCAAAUAGGUACAACACCUUCUCUUAUGCCAAGCCUGCCAGUGUUCUUUACAUGUUCAAGAAUGCCUGGUCGGACAAGGUCUUCCGGUCUGGAUUGAACAAAUACCUGACCAAGAACCAAUUUACUUCCUGCGAUGAGUGGGAUCUGUUUGCCUCCUUCCAAGAGGCUGCCAAUGAGAACAACCUGGUGUUACCCACUUCCGUGGACAACAUCUUUAGCAGCUGGUCGCAUCAGGCAGGUUAUCCCCUGGUGACGGUGACCCGUAACUACGAUACGGGUGCCAUCACACUGAAGCAGGAGCGUUAUUUGGCGGACAAGGAUAGCGGCAAUUCGGCCACCUGGUACACGCCCAUUAACUUUGCCACGGCCUCCAAUCCGGAUUACCGCAACACGAGUGCCUCGCAUUAUUUGCUUAAUGUAACAGAGACCACAAUCACGGAUGUCCAGGUUUCCAGCGAUGGAUGGCUGCUGAUCAACAAGCAACAAGCUUUCUAUAUUCGCACCCUGUACGAUGAGCAGAACUAUCUGCUCCUGGCCGACGUCCUCAACAGCGAGCCCUGGCUCAUCCAUCACCGGAAUCGCGCCCAGCUGCUGUACGAUGCAUACAUCUUUGUGACCACCAGUCGCCUGAGUCAUAGAAUCCUGUUCAAUCUGCUCGCUUAUCUGAAGAACGAGGAUGCUUAUGCACCCUGGUCGAAUGCCAACACCAUUUUGACCGUCUUUGAUCGCUAUCUGCGCGGCGAUGACUCUUACUACAACUUCCGUACCUUCGUGCAGCGUCAGAUCGAGCCUGUUUUCGACAAGAUCGGAGUGAACGAGAUUCCCGGCGAGCAUUAUCUGAACAAUUAUUUGCGCAUCAUUACGGUUAGCCUGAGCUGUCAGGUGGGCUAUGUGGACUGCUACACACGGUCCGAGAAGAAGCUCUCCGAGUACCUCUUCAACGGAGUUGCCAUUGAGCCCACUUUGAGGACUCAGGCUUAUUGCGCCGGUCUGCGUUCCCCUUCGGCUGAGAUCUAUAGCCGCGUAAAGUCGGAUUUGCUUUCCUCCACGGAUGCCACUGAUCGUAGCUUGUUCAUCACGUCGCUGGGCUGCUCUGGAAAGGCUGAUCAGUUGGCUGAGUUCUUGAGCCUGUCCUUGGACACUGCCAACGGCUUGAGCUACUCGGAACGCACUUCCUUGCUGAACUCAGCUUAUUCCAGGAGCGAGGAUGGUCUGACCGCCAGUCUGUUGUUCCUGGAGACCAACUGGGAGGCAUAUGCCAAGCUAUCGGAGACUGUCAAGCCCCUCGACUUGGCUCUGCGAGGAAUAGCCACCUAUGUGGUUAGCGAGAAGCAGAAGACAAGGCUCAACGCCCUGGUGGAAGAGGUCAAGUCGAAGGAACCUUCUUAUCUGGCUGAUAAUCUGGAAACCGUCAUCGACUCCCGUAUCCAGGCCAACUUUGACUGGCUGGAUGUGCAUCGUGAUCCUACGUUCACUUGGAUUGAGGACCAUUUGGCGGAGAAGGGCAGUGGCGCCAUGACAAUGCCCCUAGCCACGAUCCUGAUCAGUGCCUUGGCCCUGCUCCUGUCGCAUCUAUUUUAGACUAAGUUUGAGUAUUAUAUACCUUUAAAUAAAGAAUUAAAUGAGUCAUAACAUAA